CUUGAAGUUUCUCACAAUCAAAAAUAUUAUCGAUAUAUAACUUUUUUGCAAAUUACUCUUAUUUCUGAUAUUUAACGUGUCAAAAUUUAUCUAUAAAAAAUGAUGUUUAACCUCACGUUUAUCAUCAUUGUGAAACAAAAUUAUCGCUCUUAUGAUUCGUGCGAUAUGAGCGUAAAAUCUAUAAUUUCACCGAAUUCACAGAAAACAUAUAAACUUAAUGUUUGAUAAGGGAAAGGAAACUUUAUAAAUCAUCAAGAUCGUAGAUGUGUGCCACUAAUACACCUUAUGGAUCAAGAUCCUCCGAAAAUUCCGCAGAUGACGUCAGGUUUCAUCAACCUCAUCCAGCACAUCCUCCACCUUACAUUUACUAUCCACCACCUUAUCCUCAUUUUCAUCCAUAUUAUCCAUAUCAUCCUGGAUUUUAUUCACCGCAUUAUUACAAUGAUGUAUCCCAAGAAUCAAAAGGUUUCUCUUGGUUCAAUAUUGUAUUACUGCUUUUUUUGUUAUUGUGCAUCGUUAGCAUUGUUUUCUAUUGGUCUCUGUCUCGCGAUACACGGCGAAGAUUAAACGACAGAUUGCCUCCUUUAGUGCAACCAGCACAGGUAAACCUGGUUUCCGGUUGCUAGCAUAAUUAUUGUUUUAUAUUUAUUGUUAGUCUUCCCCGCUAUCGUUACGCUAUAGCGAUUGUUUUGAAAGUAUAAAGAUUGAUUAAUUAUGAAUCGUUUCUACGUAUAUUAAGACGAUGUUGGA
Apis dorsata (giant honeybee) is the source of this 750-nucleotide messenger RNA. RefSeq lists its product as uncharacterized. The coding region runs from base 264 to 626 and encodes 120 amino acids. NCBI's taxonomy places the organism in Eukaryota, Metazoa, Arthropoda, Insecta, Hymenoptera, Apidae. The record is from RefSeq and is a predicted model, not a curated record. The transcript has a single exon.